Hydractinia symbiolongicarpus is the source of this 2467-nucleotide messenger RNA. RefSeq lists its product as uncharacterized. Bases 111 to 1004 code for a protein of 297 amino acids. Lineage: Eukaryota; Metazoa; Cnidaria; Hydrozoa; Anthoathecata; Hydractiniidae. The transcript is spliced from 2 exons. The record is from RefSeq and is a predicted model, not a curated record.
AUGACUUACUAUAACACGGCACAUAGACCAACUGCGCCUUCAAAGUUUGAUUUCAAGAAAAUAAACAUAUUAACCGUAGGUGUUGGAAUUUCAAAUGAAUAUGUUGUUCUAUGGAAGAAGCAAACAGAAAAAUGAAAUACAAUUGUCAAUUUUGUGAGCACACUUCAGUUUGUUUUAAGUGGCUUAUUAAACAUAUGUGGGAUUUCCAUUCAUUAUCUCAAAAGUUUGCUGUUGUUUGUGGCGUUUCCAGUUGCAUAAAAAAAUUCAGAAAUGAGAAAAGUUUUCUGAGCCAUCUGAAAUUAAAACAUGGAAACUUUUACCUUAAUCAUACAACUGGUGUAACUGAUUUUCCUGAAGCAGUGGGUACUUCAAAGCAGACUGAAGAUGAUGUAAAUUAUGAGACACCCAUCAACAAAGAUGCUAAUGAGGUUGAAUUGGAUGAUACCUGUUUUGAUGAUGUAUCUGAAUGUUCACCACUGUCACUUGAUUUCGAUUCAAUCAUUGCUGAUAUACUAGUCGAACUCAGAGAAAGGUAUUAUGCAACUCAAAACGCUGUUUCAUUCAUUUGUGAAAAAGUGUGCAAUAUUCUUCGCAUUGAUAGAGAAGUGCACAAAAAGCAAAUUGUUAAUUCAUUAUAUGAUAAUCCUGGACCCUUAAUUCAUGAAGAGACAAAAAUAUUUCUUGAUUGUGAAAGUCCUUUCAAAAAAUCGCUUGAUAGAUUCCGCAAUGGGACAGUCUUGACUAACUUUGUUGCAAAAAAGCCUGAGUAUGUGGCCCCCAGUGAAGUUUUUCUUGGUUACAGUGACAUUGGUUCAAAAGAAACCAUGCAAUAUGUCCCCAUUUUCGAGACAUUGAAAAGUAUGUUAUGCCAUGAAGAUGUGUUGGGUGAAGUUUUACAGCCGGUGACAGUGGAAUGUCAGAAUGGAAGAUUGAUCGCUUUUCUGAUGGAUCAUUGCAUCAAGCUAAUUCCCUAUUUUCUCAUAAGCCAAAUGCACUACAAAUAGUCUUAUAUCAUGAUGAUUUCCAAGUUGCCAACCCUCUUGGGAAUAAAACACAUAAAUGUAAAGUUUCAGGAUUUUAUUUUAUAUUGGGAAAUUUAAAACCAGAGCACCGAUCAAGAUUGAAAGACAUUCAGCUAGCUUUGUUGUGUAAUGCAUCGUUAGUGAAAAAAUAUGGAUAUAAGACAGUAUUAAAUCCCUGCAUUGAAGACAUCACGAAGUUAGAAGAAUUUGGAAUUGAGAUUGAAUUUGAUCAAUCUUUGAUAAAGUUUUUUGGACCUCUUUCGAUGCUUGUAGCAGAUAACCUUGCUGCCCAUGCUAUUGGCGGAUAUUAUCAGAACUUUUCCACUGUGGAAAGAUUUUGUCGCGUAUGUAAUCGUGUGAAGUCAAGAAUUUGUGAUAUGACUUGCCAUGAUAUUUUGAGAACCAAGGAGGCAUACGAUGCACAAGUACUGAAAGUAGAAAAAAAUCCAGAGCUGACAAAAUUGUAUGGUAUCAAGGAAAGGUCAGUUCUGAACCAGUUAAAAUAUUUUCAUAUAACUACUGGUUGUCCUGGAGAUAUUGCACAUGAUAUUUUUGAGGGUUUUGCUGUGGAUUUUGUUUCAAUGCUGGUUGUUAUUUUUUUGAAAGAUAAAUUGUUAACAAUACCACACAUCAACAAAAAGAUAAAUUAAUUUCCAUAUGCAGAAGUUGAUAAAAGUAACAAGCCUCAGAUAUUGAAAGAUCGACCUUUAACCCAAUUAAGAUUUAAACAAACAGCAUGUGAAAUGUGGAACUUGCUUCGCUUGUUUCCAUUAAUGAUUGGCAAUGAUAUAGAUCAUGAUAAUGCUGCAUGGAUGUGCUUCAUUCAUUUUCUAGAUAUAGUUGAAAGGCUGUGUGCACCAUCUUUUAAUGAAGAGUUAUGUAAACUUGAGGAAGAAAUCAAAUUUUUUUUCGAAACAUUUCUUACAAUAUUUCCAGAUCACUCAAUCAAACCUAAAGCACAUUUAAUCACUCACUAUCCAAUGAAUAUUCGUCUAUUUGGUCCUCUUGUGAAGACGUUGCGGUUCGAAUCGAAGAAUGGCUACUUGAAGUCUUGUGUAGCUGCAUCACGAAAUACAAUAAAUUUAUGCAAAUCUAUGGCUGUACACCACUAAAUGCUGAUGUACUUGUCCUCGUUACCAGAGAAGUGUUUUGAUUUAAUAAAUAAAAAGUGUUCGAUUUUUGGUGAGUUUAUCAGUGAGGCGCGUGGCGUUACUCAUCAGGGCCAAAAAUACUACAGUGGAGAUGCUGUAGUUUUAUCAUGUUUUGCUGGCAAGGUCGAAUUUGGUGAGAUUAUAUCUGUUUUUAUUGUAUAUGAUAUACCCUAUCUUAUGUGCAACAAGUUGGAAGUAUUAUCUUUUGCAAAACAUUUCAAUUCAUUUUCCAUGAAAAGAAUUCCUGAUGUGUAUGCGUUAGUCAGGGUUGAUGAUUUGCAUGAUUAUUAUUAU